CGAAGACGACGACGGGCGCAGCGGCCAUGGCACUGCAGCGGGCGACUCCCCACGGCGGCGCGACGACGCAGCAGCCCGCGGCGGCGGCCCCCUUCCUCCUCGGCGAGGAGCAGCUCGUGCGCGAGACGUCCGCCCUGGAUAAGCACGGCUAUCUCUUCGGCCAGAAGAUUACGCACUCGCUCUCGCCGUUUCUGCACCAGGUCAUCUACGAGAGCUUGGGGCUGCGAUGGGGCCAGGUGCGGCUCGACUCGUGCGACAUGGAGCUCUUUCUGCGGCUCGUCCGGCACCCUGACUUUUACGGCGCCUCGGUGACCAUGCCCAACAAGGUCGCCAUCCUGCCUCACCUCGACCUCAUGACCGACGAGUGCCGCGCCGUCGGCGCCUGCAACACCCUCUUCCUGCAGUACCCCCACGACGACGACGACGACGACGACGACGACCCGACCGACCGACAGCAGCAGCAGCAGCAGCAGGGACAGCAGGGACGACAACGACAAGGACGAACCCGACGCCCUCUCCUCUGCGGCGCAAACACCGACGUCGUCGGCGUCCGCGACUCCUUCCUGCGCAACGUCGCCGACCCGGCCCUCGUGUACCACGACCGACCCGCGCUCGUCAUCGGCGGCGGCGGCGCCGCCCGCAGCGCCAUCUACGCCCUCGCCCGCUGGAUGCGCGCCACGGACAUUUACCUCGUCAACCGCGACGCCGACGAGGUGGAGGGCCUGAUGCGCGACUACCGCGCCGCGGCGGUGGGCGGGUGCAGCGGCGGUGGUGGCGAGACGCUCGUGCACGUCGCCACGGAGGAGCAGGCGCGUCGGCUGCCCGCCCCGGGGGCGAUUGUCGCGUGCGUGCCGGACGUGGCGCCGCGUACCGACGGGGAGAAGUUGGCGCGGCGCAUUGUUGAGGUGUUUCUGGCCAAGCAGAGGGGGAGGAGGCGGCGGGAGUGGCACGGCGCGGAGGAGGAGGAGCAGCAACAGCAGCAGCAGCAGGAGGAGAAGGAGCAGGAGGAAGAGAAGCAGCAGCAGGAGGAGAAUGACGACGACGACUAUGAUGGCCAUGACAGGAGCGACGACGCGGCCACGCCCCCCCCGCGGCGCACCAAGGGCGCCAUGCUCGACAUGUGCUACAACCCCACGCCCUUCACCGCGCUGGGCGCCCUCGCCGAGCGGCACGGCUGGCAGGUCAUCCUGGGCACCGAGGCGCUCGUAUGGCAGGGCCUGGAGCAGGACCGGUACUGGACGGGGAGGCCUGUCGACGAGCUGCCCGUGGACAAGGUCAAGGCGGCCAUUGCGGCGAGCGUGGCGCAGACAUCGCAGUCGAGGCUUUAG
This is a messenger RNA of Purpureocillium takamizusanense, 1328 nucleotides long. RefSeq names its product Quinate/shikimate dehydrogenase (NAD(+)). Gene Ontology annotation, biological process: chorismate biosynthetic process; shikimate metabolic process. The record is from RefSeq and is a predicted model, not a curated record. The transcript has 2 exons. Lineage: Eukaryota; Fungi; Ascomycota; Sordariomycetes; Hypocreales; Ophiocordycipitaceae. The coding region runs from base 27 to 1328 and encodes 433 amino acids. Gene Ontology annotation, molecular function: shikimate 3-dehydrogenase (NADP+) activity.